Messenger RNA from Cinclus cinclus, 1987 nucleotides. RefSeq names its product solute carrier family 1 member 2 (gene SLC1A2). Gene Ontology annotation, molecular function: glutamate:sodium symporter activity; L-glutamate transmembrane transporter activity; neutral L-amino acid transmembrane transporter activity. Gene Ontology annotation, biological process: L-glutamate transmembrane transport. The transcript has 10 exons. Gene Ontology annotation, cellular component: plasma membrane. The record is from RefSeq and is a predicted model, not a curated record. The coding region runs from base 7 to 1698 and encodes 563 amino acids. Lineage: Eukaryota; Metazoa; Chordata; Aves; Passeriformes; Cinclidae.
AACAAUAUGCCUAAGCAAGUAGAAGUCCGGAUGCAUGAAAGUCAUUUAAAUCCAGUGGAGCACAGAUCCAGGAACAUAUGUGUGCAGUUCUGCCAGUCCCUCCACAGGAAUCUGCUCCUGACUCUCACUGUGUUUGGUGUUAUCCUGGGUGCAGUUUGUGGGGGUCUUCUUCGUCUAGCAACACCUAUUGACCCUGACAUCAUCAUGUUAAUAGCCUUCCCAGGAGAUAUCCUUAUGCGGAUGCUAAAAAUGCUGAUCCUCCCUUUAAUUAUCUCCAGUUUAAUCACAGGACUGUCUGGAUUAGAUGCUAAAGCAAGUGGCCGGCUGGGAACAAGGGCCAUGGUGUACUACAUGUCCACCACUAUUAUUGCUGCUGUGCUGGGUGUGAUUCUGGUUUUAGCCAUCCAUCCAGGGAAUCCAAAACUCAAGAAACAGCUUGGUCAAGGGAAAAAGAAUGAUGAAGUAUCUAGUCUGGAUGCCUUCUUGGAUUUGAUCCGAAACUUGUUCCCUGAAAAUCUGGUUCAAGCAUGCUUUCAGCAGAUCCAAACAGUCACAAAGAAAGUGCUGGUGCCACUACCUGUUGAAGAGCCACCUAAUGUCACUGAUUCUGCUAUUGCUAUGGUGAAUGAGACAGCACCACCUGAAGCCCAAAUGGUUAUUAAGAAGGGACUUGAAUUUAAGGAUGGCAUGAAUGUCCUGGGUUUGAUAGGAUUCUUUAUUGCUUUUGGCAUCGCUAUGGGGAAAAUGGGAGAACAGGCCAAGAUGAUGGUGGAUUUCUUCAACAUCCUGAAUGAAAUUGUAAUGAAGUUAGUAACCAUGAUCAUGUGGUAUUCCCCAUUGGGUAUUGCUUGCCUCAUUUGUGGAAAAAUCAUCGCAAUCAAGGACUUAGAAGUAGUUGCUAGACAACUUGGCAUGUACAUGGUCACUGUGAUUGUGGGUCUUGUCAUCCAUGGAGGGAUCUUCCUGCCUCUGCUCUACUUUGUGAUAACAAGGAAAAGCCCAUUUUCAUUCCUUGCUGGGAUUUUCCAGGCAUGGAUCACAGCACUAGGAACAGCUUCCAGUGCUGGAACAUUACCUGUGACAUUCCGGUGUCUUGAAGAAAAUCUCGGCAUUGAUAAGCGUGUAACAAGGUUCGUUCUUCCUGUUGGAGCAACUAUUAACAUGGAUGGAACUGCCCUUUAUGAAGCCGUGGCUGCCAUCUUCAUAGCACAGAUGAAUGGAAUUGACCUGGAUGGAGGCCAGAUAGUUACUGUGAGUUUGACUGCCACCCUUGCAAGUGUUGGAGCUGCCAGCAUUCCCAGCGCGGGACUUGUCACUAUGCUGCUGAUCCUGACUGCAGUGGGUCUCCCUACCCAGGACAUCAGUUUGCUUGUUGCUGUUGACUGGCUUUUGGACCGGAUGAGAACAUCAGUCAAUGUAGUGGGGGAUUCUUUUGGUGCUGGCAUUGUCUACCACCUUUCCAAGGCAGAACUUGACACCAUUGAUUCCCAUCAUAAAGGGCACGAAGACAUUGAAAUGACCAAGACUCAGUCAAUCUAUGACGACAUGAAAAAUCAUAGGGAAAACAACUCAAACCAAUGUGUUUUUGCAGCUCACAACUCAGUCAUGGUAGAUGAGUGCAAGGUAACACUGGCAACCAAUGGAAAAUCUGCAGACUUCAAUGUUGUUGAAGAAGAGCCUUGGAAACGGGAAAACUAAGUGAAGAGAUUCUUAGCUGCAUCCUUAAUAAGUCCUGAAGCUAUCUUGUGGCAGAAGAUACCAUGAUUAAAGAAGAUUUCUCUUUUUUUCUUUUUUUUUUUCCUAUUUAACAUCUACAGUUUCUGCUUAAUUUUGUAACUGAAACUUAGCAAAGAUCUCAUCAAGUCAUUGUAGUGUCUUCGCCAAGCAAUGAUCCAUAGCCAUCUGUCUCCCUUGUGUUACUGUUUGGAUGAUGCAUCUGGAGAAUGCUCCAUGCAGUGCAAUGUGCUCUCACCCACUUCCCCUUUCA